CCAACAUCCACCGUUGACGAACCAAGAUGAGCACCAGGCAGAUCGUCUUCACUGAGGAUGCCAAUCCCCCGCUGCCCAUAUACUCUCAGGCAGUCAAGUCAAAAGGCCACGUCUUCCUGUCAGGGAACAUCGGAUGCGAUGCGAACCUGAAGCUCGCCGACGGCGGUGUCCAAGGGCAGACUAAAGCGGCCUUGGAAAACAUCAUCAAGGUCUUGAAGGCUUCAGGAGUAACCCUGGACGACGUCGUCAAGGUCAACAUUUACCUGACCAACCUCGCGCGCGACUUCGUGCCCAUGAAUGAGGUCUACGCCCAGUAUUGGAAGCCGGGACAGUUCCCGGCUCGAACUUGCAUUGGAGUGGCGGCCCUGCCGUUGAACGCCGACGUCGAGAUCGAGCUCGUCGCUGCGCUCCCUGAAGCGUGAGUGACCGUAAAAGUAUGUCGUCGGCAAUCGAUGUCGUGCGGCGGCAGUCAAAUACCGUCAUAUGGAAACGCGGAUGUAUUUGUACGCUAGGACAGAGAAAGAUACAACGGUAUGCAUAAGGCUAGACAGGACGGAAGCAUGAUGAGAAAGCAUAACGAGGAAAGCAUGUGAUGGCGGAGGGCAUAGGCGCAUGAACAGCGAGCGAGAGCAAGGGACAGCAUAUGAUAGCAACACGAGAGUGCUGAGAGCAUGUGCGAGUCGAAAGACGAGAGCGGGAUGCAGGAAAGCUGGAACAAUGUGUACACGGGGGAAAACUGCUGGAGGAGACGACGUUCUGGACAGAUCGCGUAGGGGACGCGUCUGUGGUGGACGCAACACUCAACGGCGGAGCGUCAAGUACUGCGUGGAUGCGGCUGUCGCGUUUAACGACGAAGCCGCGGCAGCAGAGUCGGGUGCAGAAGGGGCCCAAAUUGGCUGCAGGGUGCCGGCGAAUGAAGGCCCCGGGCAGAAACGUCGGCCUUCGUAAUAUUCCCACAUCUCUUCAAUGCUGCGCAUGAAUGCAACCCCCCAUUCGUACUGAUGCAGAUAAAAGAGGGCGAAGGCAGCGAGGAGGAGUGUGCAUAACGCAGUGACGGCUCGUCGCGCGACGGCUCGUGUAUAGUCGCGGAUCCACGCGCGUAUUGCCCUACGGCGUUCACGCCAGUAAAGGUCCUCUUCUGAAGGAAAUUCGAGAAAGUAUAGCUGUUCGCCAUAGACGAGGAGGUUCCGCACCGCAAUUGGAGAGAGUCGGUCUGGGUCUGCGCUCUCGAACACUUCUUCCUUAUGUUG
Messenger RNA from Punctularia strigosozonata HHB-11173 SS5, 1250 nucleotides. RefSeq names its product YjgF-like protein. Gene Ontology annotation, molecular function: deaminase activity. The record is from RefSeq and is a predicted model, not a curated record. The coding region runs from base 27 to 422 and encodes 131 amino acids. The transcript has 4 exons. Gene Ontology annotation, cellular component: cytosol; mitochondrion. NCBI's taxonomy places the organism in Eukaryota, Fungi, Basidiomycota, Agaricomycetes, Corticiales, Punctulariaceae.